UCUUGUCUUUUUUUUUUUUUUCAAUGAUGACAGAGCAAUUGGCUAUGUAUCGACAAUAUGAGUGUUUCAUAAAACGCAUAUUACUGUGCGCCGGUUUAUGGCCUGUAGAAAAUAAAGAGAGUUCACUUAUCUAUCGACAUUUAUCUAUUUUAACUGUAUUUUUAGGUACAUUUAUGUUUUUUGGUACAUUAAAAUUUUGUUUAGAAAAUCUUGACGAUAUUAAAGUAUUGACGAAAGGACUCAGUCCUUUAGGAAGUUUUGCCUUAGUAGCUGUUAAGGCAUUCAUGUUUUUUAUAUAUCGAAAGGAAUUACGCGAAUUGAAUUUAAAUCUUGAAUUGAUGUUUGAAGAAGUCCUCAGCAAAGCGCAUUAUCGACCAAUUGUAUUGUCAUUGUUAAAUCUUUUUAAACGUCCUGCAUACAUUGUCUAUUAUUUGACCAUGUUUGUAAUACUUUUGUAUAUAUGCAAACCAUUUAUAUUGAUCGUCUAUCAAAUAACGAAGAACAUCAAUCCAAAACAUUACGCUCUUCCCUAUCCUGCCACUUUUCCAUGGAUUGACGGAACACCGAAUAUACUUUAUCAAGCACAGUUUAUUUUGGAAAUAGUCAUCGGUUGGUUCGUGGUUUUUGUUACCAGCAGCGUUGAUACCAUUUACGGAUUCUACAUUUUUCAAAUUACUGGAAUUUUACGUGCCAUGUCUUUCGAAUGCGAAAAACUUGGAAAAUCAUCUAAGGAACUCAAUGUCAUUCUAUGCAAUUGUAUUAAAAGGCAUAUAUUACUUCUGCGUUGUCGUGACAUCAUUCAAAAAGUUUAUGGACCAGUUAUGUUGUGCUUAAUAGUGAGCAGUGUCAUCGUCCUAUGCGCCUUAAUAUUUCAAAUGUUUCAAGUAUGAUUAAUAUUUUUAUA
This is a messenger RNA of Polistes dominula (European paper wasp), 904 nucleotides long. RefSeq lists its product as uncharacterized. Gene Ontology annotation, biological process: sensory perception of smell; detection of chemical stimulus involved in sensory perception of smell. NCBI's taxonomy places the organism in Eukaryota, Metazoa, Arthropoda, Insecta, Hymenoptera, Vespidae. Gene Ontology annotation, molecular function: odorant binding; olfactory receptor activity. Gene Ontology annotation, cellular component: plasma membrane. The record is from RefSeq and is a predicted model, not a curated record.